This is a messenger RNA of Drosophila navojoa, 609 nucleotides long. It is a transcript of the gene CkIIbeta2, whose product is annotated as Casein kinase II beta2 subunit. Lineage: Eukaryota; Metazoa; Arthropoda; Insecta; Diptera; Drosophilidae. Gene Ontology annotation, cellular component: protein kinase CK2 complex; cytoplasm. Gene Ontology annotation, molecular function: protein kinase regulator activity. The record is from RefSeq and is a predicted model, not a curated record.
AUACCCUGGUUCUGCAAGCAGCGCGGAAACGAGUUUUUCUGCGAGGUGGACGAGGACUAUAUACACGACAAGUUCAAUCUGAACUUCCUCGACUCGGACGUGAGCAACUAUCGUCGCUCGCUGGAGGUGAUACUCGAUCUGGAGCCGGAAUCCGGAUCGGAUCCACCGCCCGAAGGUGAGCUGGAGCAGAGCGCCCAGAAGCUAUACGGCCUGAUUCACGCUCGCUUCAUACUGACCAAUCGUGGCAUUGAUCUGAUGCUGGAGAAGUAUCAGAAGGGUGAAUUUGGCACCUGUCCGCGCGUCUUCUGCCAGCGUCAGUCGGUGCUGCCCAUUGGCCUGAGCGAUAAUCCUGGCGAGGAUUUGGUGCGCAUCUUUUGUCCCAAAUGCAAUGAUGUCUAUGUGCCCAGGUCGACACGGCACGCGGCCAUCGAUGGCGCCUUUUUCGGCACCGGCUUCCCGCAAAUGCUAUUCAUGGUCAAGCCAGAGAUGCGACCGAAGCGCACCAAGCAAAAGUUUGUGCCCAGAUUAUAUGGCUUCAAGAUCCAUCAAACGGCGAUUCGAUCGCUGAGCGAGAGCAUUGCCGUCAGUAAGGAUCAGCAGCAAGGUGAA